Molecule: messenger RNA, 3803 nt
Organism: Hyaena hyaena (striped hyena)
Lineage: Eukaryota; Metazoa; Chordata; Mammalia; Carnivora; Hyaenidae
Gene: P3H2
Product: prolyl 3-hydroxylase 2
Exons: 15
Coding region: 83-2206 (707 amino acids)
Biological process (GO): collagen metabolic process
Cellular component (GO): endoplasmic reticulum
Molecular function (GO): iron ion binding; protein binding; L-ascorbic acid binding
Source: RefSeq, a predicted model, not a curated record
CGGACGGGGGACACGCGGCCCUGACGCCAGCUGCCGGAGCCGUCUGGGAGCGUGGCCGUCCCGCGCCUCUCCGCGCCGGAGGAUGCGGGAGCGCAUCUGGGCGCCGCCGCCGCCGCUGCUGCUGCUGCUGCUGCUGCCGCCGCCGCCGCUGUGGGGCGGCCCCCCGGACAGCCCGCGCCCCGAGCCGCCGCGCGAGCCCGGGCCCCUGCAGCCCUUCGACCUGCUCUACGCCAGCGGCGUGGCCGCCUACUACAGCGAGGACUACGAGCGCGCGGCGCGCGACUUGGAAGCGGCGCUGCGCAGCCACCGGCGCCUGCGGGAGGUCCGCGCGCGCUGCGCCCGCCACUGCGCCGCGCGCCGCCCGCUCGCGCCCCCCGGCGCCGGCCCCGCGGCCGAGCUGCCCUUCUUCCGCGCGCUGCUGGAGCGCGCGCGCUGCCACCGCAGCUGCCAGACCCAGCGCCUCGGCGGCCCCGCGUCCCGCCACCGCGUCAGCGAGGAUGUGCGCAGCGACUUCCAGCGCAGGGUGCCCUACAACUACCUGCAGCGGGCCUACAUCAAGCUUAACCAGCUGGACAAGGCAGUGGAAGCAGCCCACACAUUUUUCAUGGCUAACCCUGAGCACAUGGAAAUGCAGCAGAACAUUGAGAAUUAUAGAACAAUGGCCGGUGUUGAAGUCCUCCCGUUGGUAGAUCGAGAAGCCAAACCACAUCUGGAGAGUUACAGUGCAGGAGUUAAACAUUAUGAGGCUGAUGACUUUGAGCUAGCUAUCAAGUACUUCGAACAAGCGUUAAGAGACUAUUUCAAUGAAGAUAUGGAAUGCAGAGCCCUGUGUGAGGGGCCACAGAGAUUUGAAGAGUACGAGUACUUAGGGUACAAAGCUGGUCUCUAUGAAGCCAUUGCAGAUCACUACAUGCAGGUGCUGGUUUGCCAGCACGAAUGCGUGAGGGAGCUUGCCACCCGCCCUGGCCGCCUUUCUCCGAUUGAGAACUUUCUUCCUCUGCAUUUUGACUACCUACAGUUUGCCUACUAUCGAGUCGGUGAAUAUGUGAAAGCCUUGGAGUGUGCCAAGGCCUAUCUUCUCCUCCACCCGGAUGAUGAGGAUGUCCUAGACAAUGUGGAUUACUAUGAGAGCCUACUAGAUGACAACAUUGACCCAGCAUCCAUUGAGGCCAGAGAGGAUUUGGCAAUGUUCGUGAAGCGUCAUAAACUGGAAUCUGAACUAAUAAAAUCAGCUGCAGAGGGUCUAGGAUUUUCAUACACGGAGCCGAAUUAUUGGAUCGGAUAUGGAGGGCGACAGGAUGAGAAUCGAGUCCCUUCAGGAGUGAAUGUGGAGGGGGCAGAAGUUCAUGGAUUGUCAAUGGGGAAAAAAUCAUCACCCAAGAUAGAUCGAGACUUAAGAGAGGGCGGCCCUCUGCUCUAUGAGAACAUCACGUUUGUCUAUAACUCGGCGCAGCUGAAUGGGACUCAGCGGGUUCUCCUGGAUAAUGUCCUGUCGGAAGAACAGUGCCGGGAACUCCACAGCGUGGCCAGCGGAAUCAUGCUCGUUGGUGAUGGAUACAGAGGAAAAACUUCACCCCAUACACCCAAUGAAAAGUUUGAAGGUGCCACUGUCCUGAAAGCACUCAAGUUUGGUUAUGAAGGCCGAGUCCCACUGAAGAGUGCCCGUCUGUUUUAUGACAUCAGCGAGAAGGCUCGGAAGAUUGUAGAAUCCUAUUUCAUGCUGAACUCAACACUGUAUUUUUCCUAUACACACAUGGUCUGCCGAACAGCCCUGUCUGGCCAACAAGAGAGAAGAACUGACCUGAGUCAUCCCAUCCACGCUGACAAUUGCCUGUUGGAUCCUGAGGCCAAUGAGUGCUGGAAGGAGCCCCCCGCCUACACAUUCCGGGACUAUAGUGCUCUCCUGUAUAUGAAUGAUGACUUUGAAGGAGGGGAAUUCAUAUUCACUGAGAUGGAUGCCAAGACUGUGACUGCCUCUAUCAAACCGAAAUGUGGGCGCAUGAUCAGCUUCUCUUCUGGGGGAGAGAACCCUCAUGGAGUGAAGGCCGUCACCAAGGGCCAGAGGUGUGCUGUGGCUCUGUGGUUUACCUUGGACCCACUUUACAGAGAAUUGGAGCGAAUACAGGCCGAUGAGGUGAUCGCAAUUCUGGAUCGGGAACAACAAGGGAAGCACGAACUGAAUAUCAACCCCAAAGACGAGCUAUAAGAGCGAGGAAAGAAAAAGUUCUAUCAGAUAUUUAUUUAAAUUGUUAAUCUUAUGAGAACGUUUUUAUUUUUGUACAGAGCCAUGGUAUAUAAAUUAACAGGUUAAUCCAAGUCACCAGAUUCCCCUUUUGUUCUCAAGGAUGCUUGCUUUGCCCCAUUCCGUCUGUCUGUCUUGAUUUCUCAUCAGGUCAUCAACUCCCCCCGUACACACACACACACACACACACACAUGUGUGCACACACACGCACCUCGUUUGCUGCACAUGCAAAAGCUCCAGCAGAAAGAAUAAGUUCAUUCUUGGCGAAACUAUGCCUCUCAUGCGUGCUCCAGUUCUGCAGUUAGCGUGUGCUUUGGACGCGAAGCCUUUCUGGCCAUGCGCCCUUCAGCAACACCCUCUCGCAGUGUUGGCGGCCAUGAGCCGGAGUCUGAGGGGCCCCCGGUGGGGUCUGCACUGCCUCAUGCAUCACUGAUCCGCUCCGAAGACCCCUGCAGGGCACGGAGGGCCCCAGCCUUUCCAGGGCCUUGGUGGAGUUCUUGGCUCUGCUAUUUUCAUCUGAGAACAGAGUUACACUGGAAGCUUCGAUUCAUUCUCCACAGCGCUCCAGAAAGGACUGCCCUAAGACUUGUGUCUUUCAGAAGGCUGUUGAGGGGGGUUGAAGUAGCAUGACCCUUCACCCCAGUGACUUGGGAAGAGACUCUUCCACCCCGCCUGAAUCGGGACACCUCCCACACAUUGCCUGAUUGUGGGCUCCGUGGGCGAGAAGAGCCAUUUUGUAAGAAAGAUGGAUCUCUGAUUGAUUCCAGUAUUCACCUGUGUGUAUUUUGGUGCCCUCUGAUCUUUGCUGCUAUCCAGUUCACAGAUUCAUGCUUGCGUCUGAUUGUUUAAUACCGGGAGCCUUAUUCUAACACCUGGCAUGUAUUUUUUGUCUCUCAAAUGUUCGGUGUGUCUUCAGGGAAUGGUUUUGUGGCUUUGGGGACAGCCCUGGGACAACAUUGGGCCGCGGCUAGUUUUGCUGGCAGGUGCUUUGGGGCCACAAAGAAAGUGGAGGCACUGUUUUUGAAGGAACAGAAAUGGUUAGCAGAGGUGUGCGUCCAGAGAACCAUUGGUCCUCGGCCAAAAUUCUAAGGCAGUCCUUCCGAGACAUUGUUUGGGUUGGAGCUGGGUGGUUAUAGCCUGGGGGAAGCCUGCGCCACUAACCCGCGGGAGGGUCCCCGCCUCUGUGACGGGCACUGGUAGAAGCAGUAGUUCCUAAGUAAACCAGCACAUUGAAACAUAUUCUGACAAUCACGUUUCCUUUCUUGCCAUUUAUGAUCUCGGGUGACGGCAAGCAUGUUCAUCCUUUGAGGCUGAAAAACUGAGUCAGAGUGAGCUGUGUGCCGUCUGUUUCCCACCCAAACUUCAGUUAGGGGAGAGUGCAAGGAGCACGAGAUGAUAACCGCAGCUGGACAAGUAUGCCUGUGUGACCUGGAGCUACUGUCUUUCCCUUUCUGGGCUUUGGUUUCCUCGUCUGAAAGUCACGUAAUUGGUCAUCAUUGUUUCCAAAAGCCCUCCGCCCUCUUGCUGGAACUACAAAGCAAAUAAAAGACAAAAACAAAA